AUGUCCGUGUCUAUGUCGUCUCCUAGCGGGAACGGAUCCGCUACAGUGAACGGCACCACAUGUUCUGAAGGAGUUCUACGAGCCGUACCUCUCCCAUGUCGCGAAAAAACAGGGAACCCAGAUCCUAUCCGGUCCCUCUUUCCACCGGAGGACCGCCCCGAUGUAAUCUCGCUGCUCGCAGGCAAGCCGAACUCCAACACAUUCCCCAUCACCUCUUUGCAAUUCACGACGCACGACCCGCAGUCGCCGUCCGAGGACGUGACGCUCGAGCUCAACGCGGACGAUCUGGCGAUUGCCUUGCAGUACACCGAGACUGCGGGGCUGCCGGAGUUAUGCGAAUGGGUGUACGGUUUUCAGGGUUGCUACCAUGGGCGCCAGAAGGGAGAAGGGUGGAAAGUCAGCAUCGGCGCUGGGUCGCAGGAUAUGAUCAACAAGGCCGUGGCUGCGCUGGUGAAUCCUGGAGAUCCGGUGCUCGUGGAGGCGCCUGUUUAUGUAGGCAUUAUUCCUAUUUUCCAAUCACUAGACUGUGAAAUGAUUGAGGUGGAGACAGAUGCAGAAGGUAUCUGCUCUCAAUCGAUCCGCGAGAUCCUAGAGAGCUGGCCUGCAUUCAAGCCCAAGCCGAGAGUACUUUACACCAUUCCCUAUGGUUGCAACCCGACAGGUAUGACUGCGAGCCGUAAACGUCGUCUUGAGGUAUUGGAGCUUGCACGAGAACACGGCUUCCUCGUUCUUGAAGACGAUCCUUACUACUUCCUCUACUAUGGGAAAGCCGAACGGCCGCCAUCGUACUUCGCACUAGAGCGAGGCGAGCCGGAGGUGGGCCGGGUGCUUCGCUUUGAUAGUCUUUCCAAGGUCGUAUCAGCAGGAAUGAGAAUGGGCGCCCUGUCUUGGCCUGAGCCUCUCGUGAGAGCGAUAGACAAGCACACCGCAACUGCAAAUAUGCAGCCGUCCUCGCUCACGCAGAUGAUUGCGCUGAAGAUUCUGCAGCGCUGGGGCUACGAUGGCUUCAAGCGGCACGCCGACGCGGUGUCAGGAUUCUAUCGCCAAAAGCGGGAUGCGUUCGAGGACGCGAUGAAGUGUCACCUGGCGGGACUGGCGGAGUGGACCACGCCCGAGGCGGGCAUGUUUGUUUGGUUCAAACUGCUCCUGGGUGACCCGGGCGCCGCCUCCGAGACGGACGUGCACGACUCGAACCACAUCAUCCGGACGAAGGCGCUCGAGAGGGGCGUGCUCGCUCUCCCUGGCACGGCAUUCUUCCCCAGCGGCGCCACCACCGCGUACGUGCGCGCGUCGUUCAGCAUCCCUCCCUCCGAUCGGGUCGACGAGGCGCUCCGGCGGUUGCGCGAGGUCAUUCUGGAUGCGCGGACGUCUGGGCCACAGCGCGCCUGA
Molecule: messenger RNA, 1389 nt
Organism: Sparassis crispa
Lineage: Eukaryota; Fungi; Basidiomycota; Agaricomycetes; Polyporales; Sparassidaceae
Product: Aminotransferase tdiD
Exons: 10
Coding region: 1-1389 (462 amino acids)
Biological process (GO): biosynthetic process
Molecular function (GO): transaminase activity; pyridoxal phosphate binding
Source: RefSeq, a predicted model, not a curated record